UAAUCAGGUGUAUAAAAGCAGCGGUCAGGAGAGAAACAGAGACAGACAGACGGGAACUGAGCCGGGGAAACUAUUCUUCAUCCGUACAGGUGUCAGAGAUCAUAUACAACCAGAUUGCUGAAAAUACAUCCUGACUAAAGCCAUGAUUUCACUGAGCAGCUGUCAGACUCUUCUCCUGAUGUCCGUCUGCGGCGUUUUCUUCUGCAGGACUCUCGCAUUGCCUGCGAUCUCCGCAUAUUCUGACAUCAGACCAGGCGCUCUUGAUGAAGACGGAGAGGACGAUUGGACGAGAGACCCGUCACUACAGGAUCUGGAGGCGUAUAAAUUCCUGUAUGAACUCGUAAACACCGAUGAGAGACCAUCCAGACACGCUGAUGGGCUGUUCACGAGCGGAUACAGCAAACUGCUCGGACAACUGUCUGCUAAAGAAUUCCUGGAGUCUUUACUUACAAAGAGAGUCAGUGAUGAGCUGGAUGUGGAGCAGAUGCCUGUGAAACGUCACUCAGACGCCGUCUUUACAGACAACUACAGCCGCUACCGCAAACAGAUGGCGGCCAAGAAAUACCUCAACUCAGUUCUGGCAGGAAAACGGAGGUGAUGCCCUCCUGCUCAAACGCCGCCUGUGCUCUUCGACAUGUGACACGGACGGCGCAGCUUCAAGAUUUCGCCAUCAUUAUAUAUA
Molecule: messenger RNA, 682 nt
Organism: Carassius carassius (crucian carp)
Lineage: Eukaryota; Metazoa; Chordata; Actinopteri; Cypriniformes; Cyprinidae
Gene: vipb
Product: vasoactive intestinal peptide b
Exons: 7
Coding region: 143-598 (151 amino acids)
Biological process (GO): positive regulation of penile erection; negative regulation of potassium ion transport; negative regulation of apoptotic process
Cellular component (GO): extracellular region; neuron projection; perikaryon
Molecular function (GO): peptide hormone receptor binding; neuropeptide hormone activity
Source: RefSeq, a predicted model, not a curated record